AUGGUUGUGUCAAAUACAUCAUCAACUUCUUCUACAUCUGAAGCCCAUGCACUAACACCUGUUCAUCAUACUGCAACAAAAACUGAAUGGAUGGAAGCUAUUGAACAACAACGUUUAGAAAGAUCAACACUUAAUCGAUUGAUUAUUAAUUAUCUUGUCACUGAAGGAUUUAAAGAAGCAGCAGAAAAAUUUGCUGAAGAAGCUGGUAUAUCAUUGAAUAAUAUAGAUUUAACAUCAUUAGAUGAACGUUUAAGAAUUCGUGAAGCUAUUGAAAGUGGAAGAAUUCAAGAAGCAAUCAGUUUAAUUAAUACAAAAGCACCUGAAUUACUUGAUCAAAAUCGACAAUUAGCAUUCCAUUUAAAGCAACAACAUUUAAUUGAAUUAAUACGUUUAAAUUUAAUAGAUGAAGCAUUAACUUAUGCUCAAAUUCAUUUAGCUGAAUUUGCAGAAGAAGAAAUAAAAAUGCGACAAGAAUUAGAAAAAACGAUGGCAUUACUUGUUUUUGAUAAACCAUUAGAAUCUCCUUAUGGUUAUUUAAUGCAAAUAUCCCAUCGACAACAAGUUGCGAAUGAAAUAAAUAGUGCGUUACUUAUUUAUCAAAAUGACGAAUCAGAAUCCGAUUUAUCAAUGCUUGUUCGAAUGGCUACUUAUAUGCAAGAAAAAUUAGACAGUAAACAAUUACGUUAUCCUAAAUUGGUUGAUAUUGCUGGAGGAAAAUUAGAAGACUCAUAA
This is a messenger RNA of Rotaria sp. Silwood2, 732 nucleotides long. NCBI's taxonomy places the organism in Eukaryota, Metazoa, Rotifera, Eurotatoria, Philodinida, Philodinidae. The record is from the annotation of a GenBank genome assembly.